Messenger RNA from Nelumbo nucifera (sacred lotus), 1469 nucleotides. RefSeq names its product peroxisomal adenine nucleotide carrier 1-like. Gene Ontology annotation, molecular function: ATP transmembrane transporter activity; ADP transmembrane transporter activity. Gene Ontology annotation, biological process: ADP transport; ATP transport; peroxisome organization. The record is from RefSeq and is a predicted model, not a curated record. NCBI's taxonomy places the organism in Eukaryota, Viridiplantae, Streptophyta, Magnoliopsida, Proteales, Nelumbonaceae. Gene Ontology annotation, cellular component: peroxisomal membrane.
UUGUCAUGCCACCACUUUAUAAAUAUGUAUUGUCUGUGUUCCUGUCAUUUUCAGUUGCUGGUCUCUCUCUUGCAUUUGUAAUUUGUAUCUACCCUCUCCAACUCGCCUACCUCCUGAGAGAGAGACCAACCCAAGAUUUCUUUUGUCCAUCAUGAACGUUCCGACUCGCUGAGAUUCUCUUCAUUUUUCCUUCGGAACCCAAAAUUGCGGAAAUCACUGGCCGUCUCUUCCUACAAAAUUCUCGCCUUUUUUUCUUGAUUUUCUCGAAAUUCGUCAAAUGGCCGUUAAUCUCGAAUCCAUAACAGAGGCAACUUCGGGAGCCAUUGGAGCUCUGUUAAGCACAACAAUUCUAUAUCCUCUCGAUACCUGUAAAACCAAGUACCAGGCUGAAGUUCGAACACAUGGUCAGCAAAAGUACAGGAACCUCUCAGAUGUUCUGUGGGAAGCAGUUUCCAAAAGACAGGUUCUUUCAUUGUACCAGGGCCUUAGAACCAAGAAUUUGCAGUCUUUCAUAUCACAGUUUAUCUAUUUCUAUGGGUAUAGCUAUUUCAAAAGGUUGUAUCUGAGGAGGAGUGGAGCAAAGUCCAUUGGAACAAAAGCCAAUUUGAUUGUUGCUGCUGCUGCUGGGGCUUGCACUGCCAUAGUGACACAACCCUUGGAUACAGCAUCAUCAAGAAUGCAGACAAGUGCCUUUGGGAAAUCCAAGGGGCUUUUGGAAACCCUUUCAGAGGGAAGUUGGAGUGAGGCAUUUGACGGACUUGGCAUCUCCCUUCUUUUGACGUCAAACCCUGCUAUUCAGUACACUGUAUUUGAUCAACUGAAACAAAGAGUUCUGAAGAGUAAACAGAGCAACAAAGCAGGUACAGAGGCGUCCCAGGAAGCCCUUUCUGCUUUCUCAGCUUUCGUGUUGGGGGCUGUCUCAAAGAGCAUAGCUACCUUCUUGACGUAUCCAGCAAUCAGAUGUAAAGUCAUGAUCCAAGCUGCUGACCAAGAGGAAGAUGGGACCAAGGAAGCUAAACGGAAGUCCCGGAGGCCCCGUAAGACCAUGUCGGGUGCACUGUAUGCCAUCUGGAGAAAAGAAGGGCUCUUGGGCUUCUUCAAAGGAUUGCAGGCUCAGAUAUUGAAGACUGUCUUGAGUUCUGCUUUGCUUCUCAUGAUCAAGGAGAAGAUUACCAAGACCACAUGGGUCUUCAUGCUUGCACUCCAUAGGUAUCUAUUGGUUACACGGACUAGACUAAAAACCGCUCAAUAAUAACAAUGGUAUGGUGUCCAUGGAUUUCUUAUAAAUAAUGUGGCUUUUGAUGUCGACGACCCAGAGGAAGAAUUUCUAGAAUUGUAAGCCAAAUCUAAUCAUUCAAGGAGGAUGGAAAAUUAUGUCGACAGAUGUAGUUUUCUUUUGUUAAUUGAAGUCAUGGCUUUUUAGCCAUUUUGUUAUAUUUGAAGAAAAUAUGCAAUCCUCUCUUCUUCCA